Parnassius mnemosyne (clouded apollo) is the source of this 1491-nucleotide messenger RNA. The record is from the annotation of a GenBank genome assembly. NCBI's taxonomy places the organism in Eukaryota, Metazoa, Arthropoda, Insecta, Lepidoptera, Papilionidae.
AUGAUGGCGUGCCCUUCGUCCAAAACUAGCCUAGUGCAGGCCAACCUCCACCACAGCGAAACUGCGUCGGCUCAAUUACGCAAGUGGUUGGAGGUUCAAAGGACUGCCAUAGCCUUAAUCCAGGAGCCAUGGGUUGGGGCUGGUAAAAUUAAAGGCCUAAACAACCUAAAAGGUAAGAUAUUCUACAGCUCUGAACACAACAAGCCUAGAGCGUGUAUUUACACUACUAAAGAUAUCUGUGCACAACCUUUAACAGAUUUCUGUUCUAGAGACAUGUAUGCCGUAGCAAUACAGUACACACAGGAGAGUAGAUUAGUCGUCGCCUCGGUCUACAUGCCGGAGGAAGAUACUCCUCCCCCUCAUGACCUCAGCAGGGUGGUGAACUUCUGCGAGAGGACCGGACUAGAGGUUGUGAUCGGGACGGACUCCAACGCACAUCAUCCCCUUUGGGGAAUGGAAAAACCAAAUGAACGAGCUAAACAGAACACGUCGGGAUCCAUGUCUCUAAAGAAACCCGACGGUAGCUACUCAACAUCGCCGGAUGAAGCCCAACGCAUCCUAAUUGAAACGCACUUCCCAGGUUGCUGCGUAACCCAGGAGGCAAACCGGCAUGACGACAUACUGACAUCAACAGCAGAAGACUGGAAUUUAGCACAGAGAGUGGUAACGAUGGACAAAAUCCAUUGGGCCAUUCAAAGUUUCCUCCCCUAUAAGGCGGCAGGACCCGACGGCAUAUUCCCGGCACUCCUACAGUGGGGGGGUAAAGCCCUAAUAGUCAGACUUGCUGCCAUAAUGCGAGCCUGUCUUGCUCUUAAAUAUGUUCCUAGGGGAUGGAGGGAAGUGAAAGUUACAUUCAUACCCAAACCAGGUAAGAGCGACUACACUGACCCUAAAUCCUACAGGCCCAUUAGCCUCACAUCCUUUCUCCUAAAGACGAUGGAGAGGAUGUGUGAAAGGGAAUUAAGGGGGUCGGCGCUAAUGAACUUACCACUACACGACAAGCAACACGCCUACAGUCUAGGCAAAUCAACAGAAUCGGCCCUUCAUAAGGUAAUUACAAAGAUUGAAGAGGCCAUCCAAAACAAAGAAAUAUGUCUAGGUUCCUUCAUAGAUAUAGAAGGUGCUUUUGACCGAACGAACUUCUCCAGCAUAAAAGGUGCACUCGGUAGACACAAAGUUGAACCGGCACUGAUCGACUGGAUAGUUUACAUGCUCAGUACACGAAUAAUAAAGAUUGCUGGUGAAUCUCAACCAAUCCAAAUUAAGAAAGGCUGCCCGCAGGGUGGGGUUCUCUCACCUCUCCUGUGGAAUAUGGUCAUUAAUGAACUCAUCAGCAAAUUAAAUAACAAUCACUUCUAUACAGUAGGUUAUGCUGAUGACCUGACAAUACUGGUCUCUGGAAAGACAGCAAGCAUAGUGUGCGACCUGACCCAAGCGGCUCUCCGUAUAGGCCUGUUGAGCUUCUUCGGAGAGAUCUCAUGGCUCGAAUAA